Molecule: messenger RNA, 5569 nt
Organism: Fukomys damarensis (Damara mole-rat)
Lineage: Eukaryota; Metazoa; Chordata; Mammalia; Rodentia; Bathyergidae
Gene: Crb2
Product: crumbs cell polarity complex component 2
Exons: 11
Coding region: 118-3108 (996 amino acids)
Biological process (GO): heterophilic cell-cell adhesion; establishment or maintenance of epithelial cell apical/basal polarity
Cellular component (GO): plasma membrane; protein-containing complex
Molecular function (GO): calcium ion binding
Source: RefSeq, a predicted model, not a curated record
UGACUGCAGCCCGCUGGAACCCUGCCCUACCCCGGCCUCUCGUGCCUCCCCUGAGCAUGGGCAGAUCCAGGCUGCUUCUGGGACAGUGGCUGGGCUGAGAGUGUAGGAGGGGCGUCCAUGCAGCCUCUUCCCAGUGUCUUUCCUCUUUCUGCAGGGACGGUACCUUCAGAAAGCCCGAGUGGGCAGACCUCAGACCCCUGUGCCUCAGAUCUGUGUGCUCCAGGGACCAAGUGUCAGACUACGGAAAGCGGUGGCUACACCUGUGGGCCCGAGGAGCCCCAGGGCUGUGCCACCCAGCCUUGCCACCACGGCGCUCUGUGUGUGCCCCAGGGUCCAGGUCCUAACAGCUUCCGCUGCUACUGUGUGCCUGGUUUCCAGGGUCCCCACUGUGAGCUGGAUAUCGAUGAGUGUGCAUCCCAGCCCUGCCAGCAUGGGGCCACCUGCCGCAACCUGGCUGAUCGCUUCGAGUGCCACUGCCCCCUCGGCUAUGCAGGCGUGACCUGCGAGGCCGAGGUCGACGAGUGUGCGUCAGCGCCCUGCCUGCAUGGGGGCUCCUGCCUGGACGGCCUGGGCUCCUACCGCUGCGUGUGCGCGCCGGGCUACGGGGGCGCCAGCUGCCAGAUGGACCUUGAUGAGUGCCAGAGCCAGCCUUGCUCGCACGGUGGAGGGGAGCUACCUGGGUCCUGUGACCUGAUGCCAGCGUGUGCGUCCCCAGGCUUUAGCGGCCAGCGGUGCGAGGUGGAUGAGGACGAGUGUGCCGCGCACCCCCCCCACAAUGGCGGCCUCUGCCUGCAGCGCUCCGACCCAGCCCUGUACGGGGGCGCCCAGGCCACCCUGCCGGGCGCUUUCAGCUUCCGCCACGCUGCUGGCUUCCUGUGCCGCUGUCCCGCAGGCUUUGAGGGGGACGACUGCAGCGUGGAUGUGGAUGAGUGUGCCUCGGGGCCAUGCCUCAACGGUGGCCGCUGCCAGGACCUGCCCAGUGGCUUCCAGUGCCAUUGCCCGGAUGGCUACACAGGACUCGCAUGUGAGGAAGACGUGGACGAAUGCCUGUCGGGGCCCUGCCUCCACGGUGGGACCUGUGACGACACUGUGACUGGCUACACCUGCUGGUGCCCCGAGAGCUGGGGUGGACACGACUGCUCUGUGCAGCUCACUGGCUGCCAGGGCCACACCUGCCCCCUGGCUGCCACCUGCAUCCCCAUCUUCAAGUCUGGGGUCCACACUUAUGCCUGUCGCUGCCCGCCUGGUACCCAUGGGCCUGACUGUGGCCAGAAUACCACCUUCUCUGUGGUGGCCGGGAUCCCUGUGUGGGCAUCAGUGCCAGCUGGGGGUCCCCUGGGCCUGGCACUAAGGUUUCGCACCACCCUGCCUGCUGGGGCCCUGGCCACUCGCAUUGAUACCCAGGACACCUUGGAACUGGCACUGGUGCAGGCCACACUUCAAGCCACACUCUGGAGUCUCGGUGCCACCACGCUCAUCCUGAGACUGCCGGACCUGGCCCUAAAUGAUGGCCAUUGGUACCAGGUGGAGGUGGCUCUCCACCGCGGGACCCUGGAGCUGCGGCUCUGGCAUGAGGGUUGCCCUGCCCAGCUCUGUGUGGCCUCUGGUCCUGUGGCCCCAGUUCCCACAGCUUUGGUUGCCCCUGGGAAUUCUGGGCCCUGCUCUGCCCAACUGGGUGGCUCGGCCUUCGCUGGCUGCCUCCAGGAUGUGCUGGUUGAUGGGCACCUUCUGCUCCCGGACAACCUCAGUGGGAAUAUUAUCCUGGGCUGCGAGUACCAUGAGCAGUGCCAGCCUCAGCCCUGUGCCCACGGAGGUGCCUGUGUGGACCUGUGGACUCACUUUCACUGCGACUGCCCCCGGCCGUACAGAGGACCCACGUGCGCCAAUGAGAUUCCUGCUGCCACCUUUGGCUUGGGGGGUGCCCCGAGCUCCACCUCCUUCCUACUCCAAGGGCUGCCUGGCCCCAACCUCACCGUGUCCUUUUUCCUCCGCACUCGGGAGCCCACCGGCCUGCUGCUCCAGUUCGCCAAUGACUCAGAGCCUGGCCUGACCGUCUUCCUGAGUGAGGGACAGAUCUGCGCUGAGGCGCGGGGCAGCCCCAUGGCGGAGCUGCCUGGGCCCUGGAAUGACGGGCGCCCCCACCUGGUGACCCUCAACUUCGGGCCUGAUCAGCUGCAGGAACUGGGGCGGCAGGUGCACGUGGGCGGGACGCUUCUCCCUGCUGACAGCUGGCCUUGGGGCGGCCCCUUCCGAGGCUGCCUCCAGGACCUGCGGCUCAAUGGCCUCCACCUCCCCCUCUUUCCUCUGCCGCGGGACGACUCCAGCCAGUUUAGCGAGCUGGGCCAGUCCUGGAAUCUCACCGAGGGCUGUGUCUCCGAGGACACAUGCAAUCCCAACCCCUGUCUCAAUGGUGGGACUUGCCUGGUCACCUGGAAUGACUUCCACUGCACCUGUCCUGACAACUUCACAGGGCCCACGUGUGCCCAGCAGCUCUGGUGCCCCAGCCAGCCCUGCCUCCCACCUGCCACCUGUGAGGAGGUCCCGGAUGGCUUUGUCUGCGUGGCCGAGGCCACAGGCACGAGGACACGAGGCUCGGUGACCUACCGUCACCAGGUCCCAGCCCUGUGUUUUCUCCCCAGGUUGCCCAUUCUGCCUGAGGGGUGCAGCCUCAACUUCACCUGCCUCAAUGGUGGCCUCUGCAAGGCUGGGCCUGGAGAUGCCAACUGCAGCUGCCAGGAGGGCUCUGCUGGCCAGAGGUGCUGGAGCCCCACCUUGCCCUGUGAAGCUAACCCCUGUUUAAAUGGGGGCACCUGCCAGACAUCGGGUGGGGUGUACGAAUGCACCUGCAGCUCCGGAUUCUCCGGCCAGUUCUGUGAAGUGGUGAAGGGCCUGCCCCUGCCACUGCCGUUCCCGCUGCUGGAGGUGGCUGUGCCUGCAGCCUGUGCCUGCCUCCUCCUCGUGCUCCUGGGCCUCCUCUCAGGGAUCCUGGCUGCUAGGAAGCGCCGCCAGUCAGAGGGUACCUACAGCCCGAGCCAGCAGGAGGUGGCCGGGGCCCGGCUGGAGAUGGACAGUGUCCUGAAGGUGCCACCUGAGGAGAGACUUAUCUAGGUGAUCUGGCUACCAGUGUCACACCCACAGGUCCUAUAGGAUUUCCAACUGGAGACCCAAGAAGGCUGCUUCCAGGACCGGACAUCUUCUGGGAGUGUGCCCACGGCUGGCAGCCUCUGCAGAUGCCUCAUCAGGGACUUAGGAAAGGGGAACAACUCAGGGAAGCGGAGGGGUGCCUUUGAGGUUGGGUGCCUCUCCCUCUGACCCUCCAGGCUGCCCCAGCAGGCAUGUGGCUGUGUACAUGAGGGCACAUGCAGGUGCAGGGUGUGUGGUCAGGAGUGUGUUGGUGAAUGUGGGCGGAUGUGUCAAGACUGCAGACUCCAGUGUGGGUGUUGUAGUGUGUCUCGUGGGUGUGUCUGCCUUUUGCCAUGUGCACGUGACUGUGUCGUGGGGGGCAGGUGACCCCAUGGGGGAGGUGGCUGUUGUGAGACGGGCAGCCCAAGGCUGCUAGUUCUCCAGGAGGUUCAACCAGGGCUUGCCGGGUACUAGGGCUUCAGUCCUGGCAUCUUCUCCCUGACCAGGGGCAGUCUCUGCCCUAGAGACUGCCGGGAAAGCAGGGAGGGAGGACACUGGAUGGGCUCCUGGCUCCCAGAACAAAAGCGCCUUCAGGCAGAUCUGUCCUGCCAGUGCUAGAGCCAAUCACACAGGGAAUCUCAGAGCCGUCCACCAAGGCUGUCUGUGCUGGGCAGGCUGCAGGAGCAGAGGAUGCAGCCCUGAGCUCUCCCGCCUGGCUGUGGGUAUUGGCAGAUGGAUGCUUCCUGCCUACUCACGGGACUGCUGUGAGGAUCGGGGCUGACAGUCAGGGACGGAGACAUGACGUUGUUAAACUCCUGUCUGGUGUGAAGGACGGCAGAGCUGUGUCCUCUUAGGUACCACAAAGUGUCACCUCCACUGGUCAGAGUGCGAAAGAGCCUUCCUGGAGCCUAGCAGGGAGGCCAGAGGGGUACAGGGAUGGAGGAGACUCAUUGCCUGAGCACAUUCUGCGGCAUCUGCUCCUCAGGCGGGUCCUGUGUGGCUGUGGGCUGACCUGGGGAAGGUGCUGAAGGACACCCUCAGAGCUCAGUGCUGUUGGAACCAGUCCUGCGGGGCCAAGUUGAGAGACUGAGCUGUAUCCCUCUCAAUCUUCAUCACAGUGACCUCGGAUCAGGCCUCCACCGGCCUCACGGAGUCCCUGUGGCCUGGACACGAGCCCUUUUAUUUCUCAGGCUGGCGCCUCCUGUGGUGUGGGCUCCAGUGCUAUGGCCAGGAGCCCCUUUACACUGCUAAUUUUCCCUGGCCCCCAUUUCUAGAGGUACAGCUCUGGGGACUCGGGGUCCAGCAGAGGCUGGGGUGGGGGCUGAGAUCUGUUUUGUCCUUAUCCCAAGGAAGUAAGGCUGCUUUUCCCCACUCUCUCCACACCUGGGAGAGGGCAGAGCGGCUUGGUUCCCUGGCUGGCUUAUCAACUUGCGCCAGCUACAGGCUACUAAAAAAGGACAUUUGAUGUGGAACUUCAGCACAAACUGCUUAACUCUGGCGAUGACGGCCACUGUGUGACCAGCCCAUCUGUCCCCUUAAAACAAACGCCCAGUAAGGCUGCUGUCUGACCCGAGGCUCUACCCUUGCCCAUGAGACCUGCGGGGGUGACAUCAAGGUGUCCCCUUGAACUUGUUUUCCUGGAGUCCGAGUGCCCUGGGUACCAUUAGUAGCCUACAGCCCUGCUCUGUGGCUCUGUCACCAGAGCACCCACACCCUGCCUGUGGGAGAAGGGGGUGGCUGGUUCCGAGCCCCGACUGAGACAGACAGGGAUGGGUUGGGGUGAUGAGGGUUGGUAAGGGUGUCUGAGGGGCCACUCUGAUCCUCUUGUAAGGACACAAGGAUGCCAGCCUUUUCCCCAAGAAGAUUUUAUUGAAUGCACACAGAGUUCAUCCUUGGGUUUGUGGAUUCCACCUGGUGCGUGGAGACAGUGGUGCUCAACGAGGGCCUGUAGUGCAGGCCACCAGCCCCCAGCACAGCCAGGGAGACCGUGGGGCCUGCCCGCUUCCCUGGGCCGCCUAGCAGCCUGGGCUGUCCUUUCCCCGAUGGGCGUGGAGCCCGUGCUGCAGCAGCCGGAGAGCACUGCUGGAUGGGACACGCUUGUGCUGGGCCACAGCUCACUUGGCGAGGGCUUCGUGCCACGUAGCCCGGGCUGCACCAACUCCUGAGCAGCUGCGCUGCCCUCCCAGCCCCUCAGACACAGGGGACCCCGAGGCUCCCUUGUCCCACCAGACACCCCCGGGGAGACUGUUGUCUGACCAUUCACUAAGAGGAAAUGAGGAAUCGGGUCAAAAUGCUUACAAUUUCCUGCACGUCUCAGAUGGUUGUUUUCUUAAAUGGCUGGGCUGUUUUUUAACUUGGUUUAUUGAAAAGAGUCAAUUUUCAAGAUUCAUCAAAUCAAUAAGGUAAAAAGGAAAGGAAAGAUAAAAGAAACAGUAACAAUACAUUC